AUGGCGGACCACGAUCGUCGGAAUCAUGGUGGUUACCGAGGUGGUGGUGGACGCAAGCGCAGAUACAGAGAUGACGACGACUUUGAUCGCCGAGCUCCCAGACGUCGAUACGAAGAACCCCUCGGCUCGAGAGUUAGGAAGCAAUUGUUGUUGAUUGCGGAAUCGCCCGCUCGUAGAGUGGAAGAUGAUGUCGUAUAUAUCGCUCGAAUGGUCUCUGAUAAUACCGAGGAUGACGAUGUCCGCGACGCCUUUUUCGAGACGGUUAUUCAGCUAACCCUAGAACAACCCUUCAAAAUUCCGUUCAUCGCCGCCGUCGUUCUAGUCAUCAACACCCUGAAACCCGACUUUGCCGCCGAGGUAUUGAAGAAAACAAGCUCGACGGCGCAGGAUGCUCUAAAUGCCGGCAUAUGGCGCGACGUCAAGUUGCUCGUGCGCCUACUGGGUUGCUUGCAAGGACUGCUCGAAGGCGAUGGCGUGUUUGUGAUUCUAGAAGAUUUGUUUUCGAGAGCGGUUGAUUUGCAGACGACAUCUUCAGAGGAUUCUUUGGGUCUUGAGCUUGUCAAGAUUAUCCUUGUCACUAUUCCGUACAUUAUGGCAUCAUCGGCGACAGGAUUUGAAAGUCAGGCAACUGCACUUCUCGAAAAGACGGAGAUCAUUGCGUCUACUCCACAUGCACUGGAAGCUCUUGUGACUCCAUUCACAUUCGACAGUGAAAUCUCGGAGCCCUUGCAGAGCUUCAUUGGGCUCUUGCAAACACAAUUGCAGGAUGAAUCGGCGAACCGAAGCUGGGAACUCAAAUGCCUCCCUCGUCCUUGGAAAUCGCUCGAACUACCUACAAAGAAGCAAGAAGCCGUAACCGAAGCCGAAGGUGAAGGAGAAGACAAAAUGGAAGAAACACUGUCGCUUGAAAAUGCCACAAAACAUCCUUUGCCCGCUGUGGCUGUACCAGACCCCGUGAAGAAUGGGCCAAGAGCCAUAUAUCCAGAAGUCUAUUAUUCGGUGUACUUGGAACAAGAUCUCGAGACUGUGCCAGGAUCGGGCGAAAUCACGUCGACCUUGCUACGAGAUGCGCUGGUUGACACGAUCAACAUCAUGGACUUCAACCGCAUGGCGGUCGCCAAGUUCCUCAUCGACGUAGACUGUUAUUUCGCACCAGACAUAUUCGUUAAACGAGCAACACCUUUUGACAAACUUCGUGAAUUUCCCACAGACAAACCAACUUGGAAGCCGGAGGAUGUUGCCGUGGACGCUGUUUUCUCGCAGCUCUUCCAGUUGCCGGCGCCUGAGCAUAAGCUUGUUUAUUAUCAUUCCGUGUUGACGGAGUGCUGCAAGAUUGCGCCUGCUGCUAUCGCGCCUAGUCUCGGUCGUGCCAUUCGAUUCCUGUAUCGGAAUCUGGAACGCUUUGAUGUUGAUCUGGUUUCGCGGUUCUUGGAUUGGUUCUCGCACCAUUUGAGUAACUUUGGAUUUACAUGGAAGUGGACCGAGUGGAUUGAUGACUUGCAACUUCCUGAGAUCCAUCCCAAGAUGGCAUUCAUCACUGGCGCAUUGGACAAGGAAAUUCGCUUGAGUUUUGCUCAGCGUAUCAAGGGGACGCUUCCUGAGCCAUAUCAGCAUCUGAUUACAGAAGGCAAGGAGCAAGACACGCCGGAAUUUAAAUACACUCUAGAGACUACACCAUAUAACAAGCAAGGAUCGGAAUUAAUGCAACUCAUUCGCAAGAAAGCUUCCGACGAGGAAAUCGAACCAAUCAUUGCAGAGAUCGAGACUCAAGCCAAAGAACAUGGGAUUGAGGACCCAAUGGUCCCAUCUACCGAUGCAUUCGUCACUUCUAUAUGCUACGUUGGAUCCAAAUCACUAUCUCACGUUCUAUCGUGCAUUGAGAGAAAUAAAGAAAGACUGUUGGCCAUUGGUCCUCGCUCUGCAACAGCACGACGACAAAUCAUCACCUCCGUCAUGGAGUACUGGGUUGACCAACCUGGCGUUGCAAUCAACAUCAUCGACAAGCUGCUGAACUACACCAUCCUCACUCCGCUCUCCGUGGUUGAGUGGGCAUUACUCGACCAUAUUGAUGCAGGCAAAAUCCUCGCCAAAGCGCCCGUCUACGAAAUGCUCUCCUCCACAGUCGGCAAAGUUACCAACCGUAUCCGCCAAAUCGUCGCAGCCAGAACCCAACGCGGUCUCUACGAGCCCCAACUUAGCGUUCUCGACGAAACGCUCAACCGUGAAAAAGCCGAUAUGCAGACGCUGUUCACUUUGAUUGAAGACUCGAUUGCGCCUGUGGCUGCUGGUAGCAACGAUGAACUCAUGGAAAGAAGUGAAGAUGAUCCAAGCACCCGCGACGAGAACGAAAUCAUUCGUCGCUGGGCUGUGCGAUGGAGACGCGUAUUUCAGCGGAAAGCAGCUGUCGAAGCCGCUUUUGUGGCUGAUGCUAUGCUCAAUGCGACGCCAUUGGGGACAAUGCCACCUCCUUCACCACCUCCUGUUGACGAUGCAGUACAGGCGGAAGAGAGAGUCAUCGAAGAGUCGACGGCGAAUGGGGAUAUGGACAUUGCGGAUAUUUCGUAA
Talaromyces amestolkiae is the source of this 2565-nucleotide messenger RNA. RefSeq lists its product as uncharacterized. The record is from RefSeq and is a predicted model, not a curated record. Gene Ontology annotation, cellular component: nuclear cap binding complex; nucleus. Gene Ontology annotation, biological process: mRNA export from nucleus; nuclear-transcribed mRNA catabolic process, nonsense-mediated decay. The transcript has 7 exons. NCBI's taxonomy places the organism in Eukaryota, Fungi, Ascomycota, Eurotiomycetes, Eurotiales, Trichocomaceae. Gene Ontology annotation, molecular function: mRNA binding; RNA cap binding. The coding region runs from base 1 to 2565 and encodes 854 amino acids.